ACAGUACCAGAACGACACAUUGCGCCCAAACAUUCAUGCCGCCGUUCAUUUCCCAGUAUUUGCCGAGGAAUACGCUUUACCUGUCAACUGCAACACACUCACAGGUGAAAACUUACACCAGUACUUCAAGACUCGUAUCUACGAAACAAAUUACUCCAACGUGGAGAAGGUUUUGCUGAUGAAAGUCAAUUUCCAAGAGACGAUGCGUCUGCUCCUCCAGAACGCAUUUCAAUAUGACGACCCGGAACUCACCAGCGAAAUGAUUGCACUUUACCAGCAGUGCCCAGCCCUCUUCAAUAAAGGACUGUCUCGAACGGACCGAAAUGAGAUGGAUGCCCUACUCGAAAACGAAGACCACGAGAUGGAAGUCGACCAGUCUGCCGACAGAAAUCAUCUCAAACCGUCGGCGAUCAAUCGUAUCCCAAUAAAAAGUGUUGUCGCAACCCAUUCAGUUAAUAAUGGCAACAGAAUUCCGACUUGUUCCGGGGACCUCAACACAACAUCGACUUGGCGUGGUCAUCUCCGACUGGCAUACCGAUACGAUUACGGCAAACCUGCACAAUAUCCAUCUCUGUUCGAGAACCGGCCAAUCCAGUGGUCUCGGAAGUUCGGAUUCACCGACAGGAAGUCGAACAACCGCUUCACGUUCAGCACUGGCGACUUUGUACGGUUCAAGCGCGACAACCAGGCUCUUUUCGGGCGUGUGGGCCAUAUCUUCGUCCUCGACAACGACGAGGACAGACACAUCUUUACAGUACUGACAUUGAUCAAGCGUACAAAGACUCGACACGAGCUCCUGGACUUGGAGAUCAUGGAGGAGACGGAAGAUGCUGUGGUGGUUGGGGUGCCUACCAUUCGUGCUGUGCGUCUCUACAUGGUACCGGUCAAGGGCGUUGGUAUCAUUUGGGUGAACUGGGACGUACAUACGUUGUAA
Messenger RNA from Parathielavia appendiculata, 934 nucleotides. Lineage: Eukaryota; Fungi; Ascomycota; Sordariomycetes; Sordariales; Chaetomiaceae. The record is from the annotation of a RefSeq genome assembly.